This is a messenger RNA of Apus apus (common swift), 2788 nucleotides long. RefSeq names its product cyclase associated actin cytoskeleton regulatory protein 1 (gene CAP1). The record is from RefSeq and is a predicted model, not a curated record. Gene Ontology annotation, biological process: cytoskeleton organization; cell morphogenesis; regulation of adenylate cyclase activity. NCBI's taxonomy places the organism in Eukaryota, Metazoa, Chordata, Aves, Apodiformes, Apodidae. Bases 73 to 1482 code for a protein of 469 amino acids. Gene Ontology annotation, molecular function: actin binding; adenylate cyclase binding. The transcript is spliced from 13 exons. Gene Ontology annotation, cellular component: cytoplasm.
GGGGGCUCCGGAAGCGGCGGGCGCUGGGCGGCGGCGGCGGAGCGGGACGGGAGGCUGUGGACAGCAGCAGAUAUGGAAAGGCUGGUUGAACGGUUGGAGAAGGCUGUGGAGCGCCUGGAGACCGUGUGCCAAGGGCCUGGCAUGUGUGCAGAAGGUUCUUCCAAAGGAAUGGCUCAGUACGUGCAGGCCUUCGAUGCCCUCCUGGCUGGCCCAGUGGCUGAGUACCUCAAGAUCAGCAAAGAAGUUGGCAAGGAGGUGCAGAAGCACGCUGAGAUGGUUCACGUGGGCUUGAUGAGUGAGAGGGCUCUUCUGGUGAUAGCAUCUCAACAUCAGCAGCCACCAGAGGGUGUGUUCUCAUCGCUGCUGAAACCCAUCUCAGAGCAAAUCCAGGUGGUGCAGAACUUCAGGGAGCAGAACCGUGGUAGCAAAAUGUUCAAUCACUUAUCAGCAGUCAGCGAGAGCAUCCCAGCCCUGGGCUGGGUGGCCAUGGCUCCAAAGCCUGGUCCUUACGUGAAGGAAAUGACGGAUGCUGCCAUGUUUUACACCAACCGGAUCCUCAAGGAGUACAAGGAUGUAGAUAAAAAGCAAGUGGACUGGGUGAAGGCUUACCUGAGCAUCUGGACGGAGCUGCAGGCCUAUAUCAAGGAGUAUCACACCACGGGGCUGACCUGGAGCAAGACAGGUCCUGUAGCAACAGAAGGGGCUAAAUCACCGUCGGGUCCCCCCGCCGGGGCUGCCCCGCCCCCGCCAGGCCCUCCUCCCCCCCCAGCUCCUGCCCCCACCAGCUCCAGCUCGGAUGACUCUGCCUCCCGCUCCGCCCUCUUCGCCCAGAUCAACCGGGGAGAAGGGAUCACCUCUGGCUUACGACAUGUUUCAGAUGACAUGAAGACCCACAAGAAUCCAGCACUGAAGAACCAAGGGGGUCCUGUGAGAAGUGGACCCAAACCUUUCACUGCUCCCAAACCAGCCUGUAAUGCUAAUCCCUCCCAAAAAACCUCUCCAAAGGCACCUGCAUUGCUAGAAUUAGAGGGCAAGAAGUGGAGAGUGGAAAACCAGGAGAAUGCCACUGACCUGGUGAUCAGUGACACAGAGUUGAAGCAGGUAGCAUAUGUCUUCAAGUGCACAAAUAGUACACUCCAAAUCAAGGGCAAGAUCAACUCCAUCACCCUCGAUAACUGUAAGAAGCUGGGGCUGGUGUUUGAUGACGUGGUGGGCAUCGUAGAGAUCAUCAACAGCAGGGAUGUUAAAGUUCAGGUAUUGGGUAAAGUGCCAACGAUUUCCAUCAACAAGACAGAUGGUUGCCAUGUGUAUCUGAGCAAGAACUCUCUAGACUGUGAGAUUGUCAGUGCCAAGUCCUCAGAGAUGAAUGUCCUUAUUCCCACAGAGGGAGGUGACUUUACUGAAUUCCCUGUCCCAGAACAGUUCAAGACAGUGUGGAAUGGUCAGAAGUUGGUUACCACUGUGACAGAAAUCGCUGGCUAAGCAGAAAAGCUCCAAGGCUCAUGCCCUCCCCUGGCCCUGCUGUGGGACAAAUCUGCUUUCAGAUGAUUCUGUAGAUUUCUUGUACCUUUCUGCUCUCAAACUGCUUCUCUUCUACCCGAGAGACACAGCUACCUGCCCCCACUGAAACACCUCUGCCUGGGGUUUGGUGUAGGUGGCAGGUCAGUUAUUGUCCACAUCUCUCAGCAGGAAGGUGUAUUUUAUUUUUUUCCUCCCCUUGUCUGAUCUAACUGCACCAAUUAAGGCAGAUUUUCAGUGAACUUCACAGCCAGUACUGGCAGUUGGCUUUUCAGAGUGUUGUUUGGGUUUCUUUUGUAUUGCCUUGAAGCAAGUUGUUCAUGUGAGAGAGGAAUGUUUGUCCCCUUUUCCAUAACCAACGGUUUCUGUCGGGGCCCAGAGUGCCCAGUUGCUCUGGCAGGUGGCUCCAGGUGGUCCUGGAAGCUGCUAAUUCCAGCUCUGUGGUGGCAUUACAGGAGAUGGGAAUGGCUUUUGUUGGACCAAAGGCUGGGCAUCUGGGCUGCAGCAUUCCACCCCUGGUUCCUUUUGAGUCUCAUCAUUCCUACCAGCUCAGUAUCUUCCAGAUUGUGCCAUGACAGGAGGCUUUGGGUCAGCCAGUGCCACAGGAGGCUCAGCAGAGGGCAGGCUGGUAGCUUGGAGCUGAGCACCUCUUAUUCCAUGAGCCCUCUGCUCUGGCAAGGGAAUCGUGGGCCCAGGGCUUCCUUCUUGGAGCAGCUGAACUCAGGUUCAGUCUUCCAGGACAGUUCUUCUGAACGUGUCCCCUCCUGCAGAGGGUCUCCUGCAUUCCAGGGUCAGUACCCAGGUGGGAUCAAGUCGGUUCAUUGCUCUCUUCCUCCUCUGCUAUCAAUCCCCACAAAGCAAAUCCUCUCACCCUCCCCUUUCCCCUGUUGCUUGGCUUUUUAUUUUGGUGGAAUCUGGUGGCCUCUGUUCCAGGGCCCUGGAGCAGGGGCCUGGAUCUCAGGCUCAGUACUGUACUGGCCCAAAAAGGGAGCUGCACGUGCUUUGACCUUCAUUUUCAAAAGGCCUCGGGUGGCAAAAGCAAAUCCUAAAAGCAUUUCCUCUUGUCAAGUGUCAAUGUUCUUUUUUCUCUAGGACAAAACUUACAAAAAACUAUAAAAAAAAAUAUGCAAUUUUUUUUUUUUAAAUUUUGAGACUGUCCUGUGACUUGUACUCGUUUUCUCCUGAGGCUUGUGAAAAAAAAAACCUUUCUUAUGUACUUAAGAGUAUACAGAAGAUUAGAAUAAAGUUAAUGCCAACUUGCUCAUUACAA